AGAAGGCAGUAGUGACUCACUAGUGACAUCAGUGGCGGUUUACACUUUCGCGAAGAAGAUGUAUUUUUGUCCAGGCAUUUCUGCGGUCAGCUGUGUGAGGUCCUUGUGGAGGUGACAUUCAGUGAGCUAGCACUUAGCACGGAGCAGCGGAUCAUCAUGGCUCAGGCUGUGCAGAAAUUGGUCUCUAAAGUCCCCACUCUGAUCGGCGCCGCUGUCACCUACUCCAAGCCCCGGCUAGCCACCUUCUGGUACUACGCCCGCGUUGAACUGGUCCCUCCUUCACCCGCCGAGAUCCCAAAAGCCAUCGAGGGGGCAGCAAACCUCAUCAAGGGUUUCCAGUCAGGACGUCUGGGUCAAACCACCGUGAGGGAUGCCGUGAGGAACGGACUGGUGGCCACUGAGGUGCUCAUGUGGUUCUACAUCGGAGAGUGCAUCGGCAAAGGCGGCCUGGUCGGCUACGAUGUCUGAUUUCCGGACUGUUGCGCCCUUUUUUUGUUGUUCUUCUUUUGAGCAUUGUGUGCUCAACUUCCUGUAAGAUUCCUGGGAACCAAUAAACAGAUGUCUAUUGUU
Molecule: messenger RNA, 570 nt
Organism: Salarias fasciatus (jewelled blenny)
Lineage: Eukaryota; Metazoa; Chordata; Actinopteri; Blenniiformes; Blenniidae
Gene: atp5mg
Product: ATP synthase, H+ transporting, mitochondrial F0 complex, subunit g
Exons: 3
Coding region: 157-468 (103 amino acids)
Biological process (GO): proton motive force-driven ATP synthesis
Molecular function (GO): proton transmembrane transporter activity
Source: RefSeq, a predicted model, not a curated record